CCGCUCUAAAAUUCGGCUUUACUUACAUACGUUUUACGGUACAAUACAAGGACGUUACAUGAAGUACCUACCUGCCAAAGUAUCAAAGUACCGCAGGCUCAUUCGAGCACGUGCUUUCCGUAGUGAUGAAGGAUUCUCUAGAGAAGAGGCCUGGAUUUCCACUUUCUUAUGGUAUGGUGUUAAGCUUCCCAGAAAAGCCAUUUGAGACAACAUCUCUUCUCGGAACACGUUAAGUGAACGCUUCAAGCUUACACUUCUAAGAUGGAGUCAUUCCUCGAGGGUCUAAAACUCCAAGUCCAGUGUUCACUGUGUAAUGAUAUUAUGUUUGAACCUAAGUUGUUACAAUGCUUUCAUACUUUCUGUAAAACUUGUAUCAAGACAAAUGCACAACUUGAUGGUCAAGUCAACAUCUUUAAGUGUCCUCAAUGUACUUCGUUAACUGAGCUACAGGAACUGAACGAAGUAGAAGACUUAGAAAUCAGUCCCAUUCACUCAAGAAUCAUUCAAGUGUUGUUGUUUAUUGAAAACCAGAAAGUUUGCUCGGUUUCUGCCAGCCAUAGCAAUGCAUCGUUUCAAUGUCUGGACUGUGAUCGCUCGUUGUGUGACGAAUGUCUGAACAAUCAUUCUAUAUUUACUAAAGAUCACAAAGUUGUUUCAUUGUCUGAAAUGACAAAGGAAGACAUCCAAUCCAUGCUGAAAAAGGAAACUCCUUGCAAAUCCCAUGUCAAUCAAGAUGUUAAGUUGUACUGCAGUGACUGUAACGAGCUGAUCUGCCAGAUAUGCUUGAUAGAACUUCAUCACAACAGCCACAAGAUGAUAUCGCUACAGGAGUUCAUCGCUGCUCAGAAAGAUGAUCUAUCUAGACACCUCAAAGAAAUUGAGAACAUGGAUACCAACGAGAAUGAAAAGAAACAGCAAGAACAAAUUGCUGUUGACAUCAAACGUGAUGGACAAAAAGCUCAAAAACAAGUCAAGAGACUAACAAAACAGCUGAAGAAAAAAAUCGACAAUAGCGAAGAAGAACUUUUGAAUACCAUCCAGAAGAGCAUGACGAAGGCCAACAGGAAUUUACGCAUAAUACUUCACUCUCCAGCAGCGAAAGAAUACAUGAAAUACCUUAUUCAAAAUGGAACAGCAAGCGAAAUCAUUGCCACCCGAUCAGACACAGAAUGCUCAAAAGCAGUUGCCUACAGCACAUUUAACAAAGACUUGGGUGGGAUGAAAUUUCAACCUAAUGAACAACUUUGUGAGCAAGUAGAUUCUGGUGUAGGGUUGAUACAAGCCUUUAAAAGAGCUGACCCAAACAACAGCUUACUGCAAGCAGUAGGGGAAAAUGGUUUUGAAGCCAUGAAGAAAACAACUUUGAAAGUGACAAUUAAAAAUUAUAAAGAUGAGCUGUGUAACCCCCCACCAGAUGAUGUAACAAUACACAUCACUCCUGAGGAUGACGUCAAAGUAGGCAAGAAACAAGUGACAGCUGAUGGCCAAAUCAAAGUAAACUUCACUCCUCGUGUUCCUGGUCAGUUGACAGCAGAGGUUCAAGUACAUGGAAGUCCUGUAUCGAACAGUCCACUAGUGAUGGAUGUCAAACCACAGCACAUUGUGGAAAUGACCAAAAUUACUAAGCUGAAAGAAGCAUUGAAUACUGGAUCGAAGAACUUUACAGGUAUUGCAGUGAACAAAUCAAACACUGAGAUUGCUGUAGCAGACUGGAAGGCUUGUUGUGUCAGAGUGUUCAACAUGGAUGGGGAUUUGUUACUGUCAUAUCGUAGUAAAGAUAGAGGACAAGGAAAGAAGUUUGGUCCACUGGGAUUGGCAUUUCUGAAUGAGACAGAGUUAGUCAUAGCUGAUUACAAUAACCAUAGAAUAUGCAUAUUAUCAUCAAAAGUACAUUUUACAGCAAUCACCGUUAAUGCGUCCAUUCAGUCACAUGACCAAAGAGCAGUUCAUGGACUCAUUUACGGCUGCAAAAUUAAAUGGAUAUGCUGCUCGUUACAGCAGGUCUAA
Messenger RNA from Exaiptasia diaphana, 2007 nucleotides. Its product is annotated as tripartite motif-containing protein 45. The transcript has 3 exons. Gene Ontology annotation, molecular function: zinc ion binding; protein binding; ubiquitin-protein transferase activity. The coding region runs from base 262 to 2007 and encodes 581 amino acids. Gene Ontology annotation, biological process: positive regulation of DNA-templated transcription. The record is from RefSeq and is a predicted model, not a curated record. Lineage: Eukaryota; Metazoa; Cnidaria; Anthozoa; Actiniaria; Aiptasiidae. Gene Ontology annotation, cellular component: nucleoplasm; chromatin.